GGAAAGCCAGCGCGCAUUAAUUAAUCGUGCUCCAUGAACUGGCCUAUGCGGUGGUGGUCACACUUUCGCCUGUACCUACUCUAACUCAUAUGUAUCUGUAAUACCGUCCUGUGUUAUGUGGUCUUCGAAACAGCCGUCGUUUUUUGCUAUAUCUAAAGAGUAAUCCACAUUAGGUGCUGACCGUGAGGUGUGACUUGAAAGUUAGUUGCUGGUCACACUAUCGCCGUCUAACUCGAGUGAGCACUCAAUCACAUCGAGAAAGAUGGGUUCGUUCAUUACAUAUUGUGACUACACCUGUAGAGAUAACGUCUGAUGACAUCCACACUUUUCUGCAAGUCGAUCAUGUAGUUAUUUUAUGGAAUACUUUUUACAAUAGUGGAUCUCAUUCUUCAACAGCUACUCACCUUUCAUAAACGUCAACACAAAUUAGUUUUGACAAUAGCUUUAUAGUUGGGUGAUAUCAGCUGAAGAAACAAUAAAGGUCACCAAGGAUUGAACAAACUUUCUAUUUCUCCCAGUUCGGACUCACGAAUUCACACUAGACAGAACUCAGGAUCUUUAAGUGUCGGAAACUCCUAAUAUAUAUGCUACCGACUUAAGUCAAUUAAUGACAUGAUUCGACAAUUUUAAAACUACAUGAAAAAGUAUAUUUAACUUCAAUUGAAAAAUGCUUUAUUUAAAAGCAUCACUAUACUUCCGUUAACAUUUUAUACAUAGAGGACGCUAUGAGUAAUGUUUCUUGUCAAGAAUUCAAAAUUUUGUGAGUGUGAUGAUGGUGUCUUGAAAUGUAAGACCUUCUAGAAUAGUAUUGACGUUUUGUUUUCGCAAGUAUCGAUUUCUCCCAACCAUAACAUAAACCGAAUAGAACAAGAUAAUCUUUAAAUCUAUAGAUUUGAUGUGAUGAAAUCCGGUCAACAUAUUUACUCAUUUAUUCACGUAUAGCUCUACUUUAUUAAAUAGUUAAUUUUAAUUUUAAAUUUUUUUCAUCAACAUUUGAGACAUUGCAGACUACACAUACAACUUAAGCAAUUAUCCUCUAGAAGUACUAUAGGUUGAAAAAGAUGUAGGAGUUUCGGUACCCUGUGAUCUAAAGUCUUGUGCCAACCGCGACAGAAAUGCCUUCAAAGCAAACCCUGAAGCGCAUUUUCGGCCGGUUCGAUGGUAGGACAUUCAAUUUAAUCUUUAACAGUUUUGUUCGAGCCCAUUUAGGGCACAAAAAUGUGGUGUUUCUUCUCCCACCCUAAAAUGAUAAGAAUAUACUAGAACGUAUCCAACAGUGAGUUACGAAAUGUAUGAAGAACGUCUCAGAUUACUGAAACUUUAACCAUUGAGGUAUAAGCGUCAUUAAGGUGGUCUUCGAGUGACUUAUUGCAUUCUAAGCACUCCUGGAUGCUCUACUAAACACUUAGUUAUGCUCAUUUCCGAUACAAAACACAGGGUUAUUACCUUGAAACCAAUAUAUCUGAAAUAGUUACCCCUAAUAGUCUAUCAGUACAUGACUCCGAAGAUAUCUCGACCGUAACUUUCUUUUUGGUACAAAUUUUCUCCUUGUGCGUCAAAGUUACUCAUUAGUAUAGUUGCGCUUGUACGUCACGCUUUUCAUAGUAAAAUGGAAAGUUAAGUAUUUCGACUUUAUUCAAAAUGUAGUUAGUAAAUACGUGAAUGAUAACUACAAUGUAGCAUAAUUAUUUUGAGUCCCUGGAAGCCUGUUAAUUUCCUAGAAUGAAGUAUUUCUAAACUGUGAUUUGUGAAAUAGCAAAUACCUGUGAUUAGCAACUUAAUUGUUGGAGUUCUAAUAGUUAUGUUUUUUGUCACGUAUAAUGAAUGCAGCAUCAUUUAGACGUUCACUGGCCAUCUCAGAUUUUUGGUACUUCAGUUCUUUUUUGUCAUAACUGCUUUUUUCUACUUGCGGCUGACAUGGUUUGUAAUCAUACCACCUCAAGUUUUUAAAAGUAUUUGGGUCUAUUUUAGUUUCUGUUUGUCAAAUUAAUCCUUGUUAUCCUGUUAAAUAUUACUCGUAUAAACUAUUGUCGUUUUUACAGAUCAUUGCACUCGAUUACUUUGGUUGCACCAACUACAUCAAAUUACGGUCAUUUUUGUAAUUUUCCACUUUUAUAGAGGUGUACAUGAUAUAAAUCAGACAUGGAAGAAGAAGAUACGUACUUACCAGAAAACCAUCCAUUACAACAAUACUUUCGAGAAAUCGCAGUUCCGGAUGUUGCUACUUGUGAAAUCCCCAAAAGGCCUACUAUCACCACCACUACUACCUUUCUGAUGAAAAAGUUUGUGCAUAUCUUAUCGUACUUCAAAUGCAUAAAUCCUUUUGAUUUUACAUUAUAUUUCGGUCUCGAUUUACCACUUACAAGAUAUCUUUUACUUCAGAUAAUUAGCCUAAUAAAAUACAGUGAUCUAAUUACUGUUGAGAAUAAACCAGUGGUUGAAUACAUAUACUCGGUGGGAAAUAACGACCAAGUCGACUCAAGAUUUUGUCUUGCGAUGUUUUCAAUUCUUUGUGGAUUCGGAUUGAGUUACUCUACUCAAAUGAUUUUUAUAUUCUUACUCGUUAUUUUAUGUUUACGGAUGUCCAAUGUACUAUUUUUAAUGGUAUCUAAAUAUCAUCUUGCAGACUCAUUGAAGCAAAUGAAAAAAUUCUCUCACAGAUCCCAUCUUAUCGUUCUUUUCUUACAAGAUCUCAAUACCCGCCGUUAUUUCGGUCCCAAAAUUGUAGAUAAAAAUACAUUUAAAAUUUUCCCACUAAUAUACCAUCAGGCGUACAACUUUAUGCGCGCUUACCUUAUAGAAUUGAUCGAUUUUUCUGUUAAAUUGGGAAGUAGGUCAGAAUAUGUUAUUGUUAUUGUUGUACUAUAUGAUUUUGUUUUCAUAGACUUAAUUGAUGAAAAUAAUUCUGAGAUACCAUUGGAGAUGUCAACUUCAGAACUGAUUCAAUUAAAAUGUGACAUAGAAGAAAAGCCUAAAGACCCAAGCAUCGAAAAUCUACGAAUGUUUUGUGAACUGUUAAAACUGUUAACAUCUGAUCUCUUAGUCAAAUUGUCGUUCUCGUUUUGCCAAUCAAGACGGGAUACUUUUCACCUAUUACGAUUGAUUAUGUCAGUAUGGAAAUGGGACUACUUUUUGACUAGAAUGAAGAAUGAAUUCAAUAAAUUGAAUGAAUUACAUUCAAUGAUUUUAAAUGGCAAGCUCAUACAUAAUGAUGCUCGAACUGCAAAAGAAUGUGUAUCUGGAGAAAAUGAAGUCAAAAAUCUCUAUAAACAAACAGAGGCUCGAAUAACUCACGAAUUAUUGCUGCAUCUUCUUGUUUCAUUGGAACAUGCCAACAAUUUGAAGUCUUAUGUUGAACAAAAUUGUAAUACGUCAUUUGUUUCGAAUGAAACCUUUUCCAAUUUAGUUAGUCUCAUACGUUGUCAAUUGAAUGCAUGUCUGAUUUUUUUGAAUGAAUUGGAUAAUGCUCAAACUGCAGACAGUGUUGAUAUUUCAAAAGAAAAUAUAGAAACUACUGUUGACUUCCUAUAUUGCCGAGAUGGGAUUUCAUCUAGUAAAGAUGUUCUGAAAGCUGUGGAUCCAAUUGUAGAGGAUGAUGUAUUAGAAGAUAUAGCUGUUGGAGACUCCUCUAAUCGUGAAUCUGAAGCGGAGUACGAAAAUGUUGAUUGCGUGAAUUCACUAAAGAACCCAUCAUCAGGUAUGCAUGUUACUGUACUGAAAGAACUUAAAAAUGUAAUAUCUCACCGUCGAGUAAUUAUGCAGAAGCGUGAAGAAUGUGCUUUAAAACGACGAUUGCAGAUAGAGUGUCCUGAUAACGAAAAGCCGAGUCUAUCCACUGACAGGGUCAGCCUAAGUUCUGAAAAGGAGCUUCAAACUCAGUUUGUAUUAUCCAAUUCACUUGAUACAAAUGAAAGCAUCUGUGCUUCUAUGGAUGAUAAAGUACUAGAAUUUUUCCCAACUCCUUUGUGUAAUUCAUCAUGCGAAUAUUUCAAAAAGUCCCGUACUGGACGUCGAAAUUUAAAAUGUAAUGUUUUAAAAAGAAAUUCAAUCUUUCUUCAGCUGUCAUCUACUAAUGUACAUGAAAAUCAUAGAAUUUCAAAUUGUUCUGACCCAAUUGUAUUGAAAAAUGUUUCACAGUCAAAAAACGCACCAGAUAAUAAGUUUCUACAAUGUUCUUCACUAGCGAAUGCUUUAAUGAAUCAACGUAAAUUGUUGGGGUUAGCCACAGAGGAUUGUUUUACUGGAAUUGGUUCAGGUGAAAUGUGUGUUGAAAUGUCAGAAGAGAAUCAUACUGGCAUUUCAUAAUAAUCAAUGAGUUUUUCUUCACAAUUAUCAUUAUGUAGUAAUAGACAUUGUACAUUAUUCAUUCUGUUAUUUUUCUGUGUAACUAUUCUGACACUUGAGGGUGCAGUCGCAUUGUAUUUUAUUAAAACUGAAAUAUACGUUUAGAUACGUGGUGUGAGUACGUAAUAGAGGCUAUUGAAUGCAUGUUCGAGGAUUCUAUGUUCUAAUUGGGUAAUAUAGAUUUUUUCCCUUUGAAUUUCGUACGUAUUACCGAACGGAAAUCUGAUUUGUUCUGAAGUA
Molecule: messenger RNA, 4584 nt
Organism: Schistosoma intercalatum
Lineage: Eukaryota; Metazoa; Platyhelminthes; Trematoda; Strigeidida; Schistosomatidae
Source: the annotation of a GenBank genome assembly